Messenger RNA from Acipenser ruthenus (sterlet), 1986 nucleotides. RefSeq names its product stromal cell-derived factor 2-like. The coding region runs from base 86 to 754 and encodes 222 amino acids. The record is from RefSeq and is a predicted model, not a curated record. NCBI's taxonomy places the organism in Eukaryota, Metazoa, Chordata, Actinopteri, Acipenseriformes, Acipenseridae. The transcript has 3 exons.
CUGUCAAAGCUUCUCCCCGGUGACGUUGUCGUUACUGUAGUCGCUUUAGUUUAGCGGGUCAGUGAGUGCGGUGCGGUACAGCGUGAUGGAUUGUGCUAUAAAUCAAAUCCGUUUCGUAUUCAGCGCACUCAUAUUGUGUUGUUUUUGUACUUUGUCUCGGGGUACAGAACUCAGAUUCGUGACUUGCGGUUCCGUUGUGAAAUUAUUGAACAGCAGGCAUAACGUCAGGUUGCAUUCACAUGACGUCAGAUACGGUUCUGGGAGUGGUCAGCAGUCAGUGACGGGAGUGACCACCGUGGACGACAGCAACAGCUACUGGACUGUCCGGGGGAAGAGCAACACGGUGUGCCAGCGAGGAGCUGCGGUUAAAUGCGGACAGGCCAUCCGGCUCACACACGUCAACACCGGGCGCAACCUGCACAGCCACCGCUUCUCAUCCCCGUUAUCUUCCAACCAGGAGGUGAGUGCGUUUGGGGACGAGGGCGAGGGGGACCUGCUGGACGACUGGACGGUGCUGUGCGCAGGGGAGGUGUGGGAGCGAGAGGAGGCGGUCCGGCUCAGACACACUGCCACUGACGCCCUGCUCUCAGUGACCGGCGAGCAGUACGGCCGGCCCAUCAACGGGCAGCGGGAGGUCCACGCCAUGCCUCAAGCCAGCCAGCACAACUUCUGGAGAGUCAUGGAGGGGAUCUUCAUGAAGCCUAGCUUGCAACAGCUGAGGAUGAGCAGUGCACAGCUACACAGCGAGCUGUGAUUGAUCUGGUAAAAACACUAACACGGCCGAUCUGCACUGCAGGGAGAGGCGGCCAGCCCUGCAGUCCACUGCAACAAAAUUGAUUCUAUUCCAACCUUUAGGUGGUUGUAAGAAACAGAUUUAACACCUUGAUUGAGAGUUCGGAUGUUACUCUUUUCACAUUGUACCCACUAGGCCGUGGUGUUCCACUAUUGUACGUCCUUUUAUGUCUUAACAGAUGCUGACAUGGUUCUGGGGAGGGGUUUCAAUAGCUAGCAUUGGCAAGUGUUACAGAAUAACUCUCGAUUCACAUUCUAUCAGUCGGCUUUCUUUCUAAACACAAUUAAACACUUUGGAUUUUUGUGAUACCAUUAAUAAAUCAACUGGGGGAUUUGCUCCGGAAGUCACCGAGCCUGCCCCAACGCACCAAACUGUCGUCAGAGAACCAGACUGCCUUCGGAACAUCCCAUUGCAGUGCGAUUCUAAACCGACGUCCCUGUCAAAAACCACACUGCAUUCUUAAACAAAGAGGGGCUGGGGUUUAAACAGAAGCGCGCUGCGAUGCCAGGUUCCCGAGGUUUUGUCUGAAGGCAGUUUGAGCGUCUGGGCAGUUACUUCACAGUCUCUUAUUAGAAAAUGGAGCUCCUCCUCCAUGGCAUUUUACAUGCUUUUAAAGAAACUAAAGAGACUGUUUGAUGCAGGUUUUCAUAAACAGUAAUCACAGCAACCUUUAGACCUGCUGCUGUUAAAAGCAAUUGAAUAGUGUCCUGUGUGCUUGAUAAUAUAAAGUAAAGUGCGCGCGCUCAAAGACUGUGGUUGCCUGUGACUGGCAGUGUACACUACCGAAGGACACCGUGCAGGGCUUAGCUUUACCCUCGCUUUUUAUCUUUAUUUUAACCCUGAAGAAAAAUGACACACUGCAAACCUUUUACUUGAUUUCCCUUGACUUUUAAAGGUAAAAUUAGGAAGUGUUUUUGUGUAAAGUGUCAGUAUAUCUGAACAGUAUUGGAGGUUGUUUAAGAAACCCGCGCAGUAUUUAUGGCAGUAAGUCACACCAGUGUUACAGACAAACAGUGUUUAUACUUCUGGAAAUAUGUCUUGGAACAAAAUGUACUGUUCAGUAUUUAUGUGCAACGUGUGUGUGUGUGUGUGUGUAUAAUAUAUAUACACAUAAACAUUUUUGGAAGAUGCUUGUUACAAAAGUUGAUUGCCAGACCAUUUUAAUAUAGUACAAAUAAAUCCUGUUAUUCAAA